Molecule: messenger RNA, 2394 nt
Organism: Orycteropus afer afer
Lineage: Eukaryota; Metazoa; Chordata; Mammalia; Tubulidentata; Orycteropodidae
Product: protocadherin beta-18-like
Exons: 1
Coding region: 1-2394 (797 amino acids)
Biological process (GO): homophilic cell-cell adhesion
Cellular component (GO): plasma membrane
Molecular function (GO): calcium ion binding
Source: RefSeq, a predicted model, not a curated record
AUGGAGCCGGGAGAGGGGAGCAGUCAGCAGAAAAGGCAAGUGCUGCUUUUCUUUGUUUUCCUGGCAGGUUGUCUAAUGGGUUCUGAGACAUUGCGAUAUUCUGUGAUGGAGGAAAUGGAGAUUGGCUCCUUUAUAGCCAAUGUAGUGAAAGACAUGGGUUUGGAUGUGGAAAACCUGGCUGCACGCAGGGCCAGAGUCCUUUUUGAUGACUAUACACCACAUUUGCAGUUGGAUCUGCACACUGGCAACUUGUUCGUAAAUAAGCAACUGGAUCGGGAGGCACUUUGCGAUCUCACUGAGCCAUGUGUUUUGAAUUUCCAAGUGUUAUUUGAAAAUCCUUUGCAAUUUUUUCGGGCUGAGCUUUGGGUCAAAGAUAUAAAUGAUCACACUCCCACAUUCUUAGACAGGCAUAUACUUCUGAAAAUCCCAGAAAGUACUGCUCCAGGAAGCUUGUUUCAAAUGCAGAGUGCUCAAGACUUGGAUGCAGGAAAGAAUGGUAUCCAAAACUACACAAUCAGCCCCAAUCCCCAUUUCCACCUUAAAUUACAGGACAAUGGUGAGGGCAGAAAAUACCCAGAGCUGGUGCUGGACCAGCCUCUGGAUAGAGAAAAGGAGCCUGAGCUUAGUUUCACAGUAACAGCCUUGGAUGGCGGAUCUCCUCCCAGGACUGGGACUGCACUUGUUCGUAUUGUUGUCCUGGAUGUCAAUGACAACGCCCCCCAGUUUGAUAGGCCAGUCUAUGAAGUUCAAGUACCAGAGAACAGCCCUCUGAAUUCCUUGAUCAUCACAGUAUCUGCUACAGACAUAGAUGCAGGAAUAAAUGGAGAACUAUCUUAUUCAUUUUCCCACGUCUCCAGAGACAUACAGAAAACUUUUGAAAUUCAUCCAAUUUCUGGUGAAGUUAGUUUAAAAGCACUUCUGGAUUUUGAGUUAAUUCAGUCUUAUACAAUAAAUAUUCAGGCCAUUGAUGGUGGAAGCCUUUCUGGAAAAUCGACCGUUCUAGUUAAGGUUGUAGAUGUGAAUGACAAUGCACCAGAAAUAGCCAUGACAUCGCUUACCAGCCCCAUACCGGAAAACUCUCCAUCUGAGAUGGUGGUCGCGGUUUUCAGAGUACGAGACAAAGACACUGGUGACAAUGGGAAUAUGAUUUGCUCAAUUCAGGACAAUCUCCCCUUUCUCCUGAAGCCUACCUUCAAGAAUUUCUACACCUUAGUCAUAGAGCAACCACUUGACAGAGAGACCAGCACAAAAUAUAACAUCACCAUCACUGUCACUGAUUUGGGUAACCCCAGACUGAAAACCGAGCACAAUAUAACCGUGUUGGUAUCAGACAUCAAUGACAACGCUCCCACUUUCGCCCAAAACUCCUAUACACUGUUCAUCCAGGAGAACAACAGCCCUGCCCUGCACAUUGGCAGAGUGUGCGCCACAGAUAGGGACUCAGGAACCAACGCCCAAAUCACCUACUCGCUGCUGCCGCCCCAGGACACACAUUUCUCCCUCACCUCUUUGGUUUCUAUCAACGCAGACAACGGGCAUCUAUUCGCUCUGAGGUCGCUGGAUUAUGAGGCCCUGAGAGCUUUCGAAUUCCGCGUGGGCGCGGUAGACGCAGGGUCCCCAGCUCUGAGCAGCGAGGCCCUGGUGAGGGUGGUGAUUGUGGACGAAAACGACAACUCGCCCUUUGUGCUGUACCCGCUGCAGAACGGCUCCGCGCCCUGCACCGAGCUGGUGCCCAGGGCGGCCGAAGCGGGCUACCUGGUGACCAAGGUGGUGGCAGUGGAUGGCGAUUCGGGCCAGAACGCUUGGCUGUCCUACCAGCUGCUCAAGGCCACGGAGCCCGGGCUGUUCAGCGUGUGGGCGCACAAUGGCGAGGUGCGCACCGCCAGGCUGCUGAGCGAGCGCGACGCGACCAAGCACAGACUCGUCGUGCUGGUGAAGGACAAUGGUGAGCCGCCAAUGUCGGCCUCUGUCACGCUGCACGUGCUCCUUGUAGACGGCUUCUCGCAGCCUUACCUGCCGCUCCCAGAGGUAGCCACGGACGAUGCCCAGGCCGACUCGCUUACUGUCUACUUGGUCAUUGCUUUGGCGUCGAUCUCAUCGCUCUUCCUGUUCUUUGUGCUCCUGUUUGUGGCCGUGUGGCUGUGCAGGAGGAACAGGGCCAGCUCAGUGGAUCGCUGCUCUGUGCCUGAGGGCCACUUUCCCGGCCACUUGGUGGACUUAAGCGGCACUGGGACCCUGCCCCAGAGCUAUCAAUGCGAGGUGUUUCUGACAGGGGGUUCCAGGACAAAUGAGUUCAAGUUCUUGAAGCCAAUUAUCCCCAACUUCAUACCCCAGGGUGCUGAAAGGGAAAUGGAGGAAAAUUCCACCUUUCUUAAUGGCUUUGGAUUUAAUUAG